Molecule: messenger RNA, 5294 nt
Organism: Amoebophrya sp. A25
Lineage: Eukaryota; Dinophyceae; Syndiniales; Amoebophryaceae
Source: the annotation of a GenBank genome assembly
UGGCAAUGGAUCAAUAAAAGACAUCAACAAAAUCAAAAUGAUCCUUUGGAUACUCUUAAUCAGAGUGUUACUGAAGAUGGUUCCUUCGACGACAGCACUGACUUAGUUAGUGCUGGAGGAGAGAGUCUUGAUAUCACGACUAGAGAAGCACGUGAAUUGUCAAAUUUUUGUGACCUUAUGUUGUCGCAGGAUGAAGUGAGACCCCUGUUCCUGGUUCAUCAAAGUAGACUGGCCCACCCCACUUUCGAUUUCAUAUCGACGAGUUAGAAGCGCACAUGGUAAAUAUUGGCGUUGUUUUCUUGUAUCCUCAACAUCUUUAUUCGUUGUCUAGUUUUCCCGGUUUUUCCUACAUACUAGGUGGAUGUUGCGGAAUACCUAGCGAAUAGUUGCCUUUUGUGUUUGGGCAUUCCAUCGAAAUCUAGCGAUGGCUGUAUUCACUGUUUCUUUGAUCGCAUGUCAUCGUGAAACUGAAAGGGUUAUACAACAAAAAAUUGAAUGUCCGUCGUUGGUCAUCCACCAUAAUUAUGGUGGAGGAUUGCGGUAUCUGUGUUUGCUUGCUUGGCAUACAACCGUAAUAAAUGCAGAUGGAAGGCGUCCGCGAGAGACGCCCGCCCGCCGGGCAGAGGUUGUUUGGAAGUCCCCCGCGGUCUGGGAGUAAUAGCGCGGAGGAGCGGGCGACAGUGGUCUCCCAGAGUCCGCUACAAGAGCCUCGUAGUGACAGUCCAAGCGGCAAGAACGGGUCGAAGCGUGCAUCAGAACAAUCGCCGCCCAUCAAGCUCCCGUACACAGGCUCACUGGCUAGGCACAGCGCACCUCCUGGAGAUGUACAGGAAGAUUCGCCACCGCGUCUCCUCGGUUCCGGCGAGGGCGUGCGGAGUGACAAAGCGCUUCUGACGAGUGGAGGCAAACUGUUGGGGAGUAAGGCCAGUGUGGACAUGAGGCGGGAUGCCCGGUCCAAGAAUAGUGCAGUGGACGAUGUUGCGCCGCUAGGGUCGUACACGCGAAUGCUUUGCCAACCGCUUUUCUUGACGAGGGAUUUCUUUUCAAAUGUGCUUGAAUAUCUGGAACUCACUCCGACUCUCGCUUUUCUUCACGGAAUGGUGUUUUGCGCCGUGCUCAGUGUCUGCGUGCAGGACAAGAUACGUGAGAAGGUAGCUACACUUAUAGCAUAUCGUUUUAACUCGAGUGCCCGGUAAAAGUAUAGGCUUGAUUGCAACUGUGUGGAAUUCGACUCUUUUUGAUCUAGAAUGUUAGUUGAUCCUGUUAUAAAUAUAUGAAGUGGAACUUCGGGUUUAGGCCCAGGCGUGGCAUGCAGUACAUUAAUCAAACAACCUCCAGGCCCACGAAGAGGCGUCGAUGUCAUUUUUCGCAAAGAGUGGUUUUAAGCAGCCUUUGAUGCCAGUUUCGGCGUAUGAGGAAACUUUUCAGCUGCUGUCUUUCGCAAAGAUUGUGCUUCGAGCCCUGUGUUUUACGUUUGCGCUUUUUCGUUUUGUCGGCGUUAAGACGAAGGAAGAGAAGGCAGCUACCGAGCGUGAAAGCUGGUUGGGCUACUUCAUAUCCAACUCCUUCACCGCUCUGUGGCCGGCGAGUUCACGUGGCGUUCUAGCGGUGUUCUUUUUCUGCAUCAGUCGCGGUGUAGUUGAGAGUGCUUUUUUCUUCGUCCAGUACCUAGAAAUCGUGGAUCAGCUGCCCUCGAAUGACGAUUCCUCGCUUGUCUGCGAAGUCUUCGAUGGCUUUCGGUUAGCUCCAUAUGAAAAGCUUUAUGACUACUUGUCCCUGCUCAUUUUAUCAGAAUGAAAUACAAUUACAAGCAGAAGUAGAUUUGGUAUUCAUGAUUCCACAUCCAGCGACCAUGAUUUAUUUCGCCAAUGAAUGUGAGACCACUACGCACUACGUCGCAAGAUAUAUACAUUCUCAAUCAGGUCAGUGUUUUUGAAAUCGAUCCUGAUUCUUGGGCUUUUCGUGGGGCACCGUUAUAUUCAAAGCGAGAAUGAGCCCGAGGAGUUUGAAUCGUGGAGUUCAUACAUGGCGGCCUUUGGCAGUGAUGUUAACGUGGCGCCAGAAGGAGAAGUGUACGAUCCCAACGACAUUCGGCACACGCACAUGAUGAGCACACCGGAUGUACUUAUACAUGCUUGAUGUUUGUUACGUGUGUUUUUGCUGGCGCUUUUAUGACAUAGAAGUUGGGGUAAUAAUUCGCGUCAAAACAUUUAGGAUAGAACCGAAAAUACUUUUAGCGAUGAAGGUAAUCGAGGCAAUUUUUUUCAUAACAAUAUUACAGUGCUGCAGCCUCCAAGGCAGCUUUACCAGGGUACACCAUACAAAACAGGGUGCGAGAGGCAACUCCAAGACGACACCUGCUGUGCAUUCGGAGGCCGCUAGCACACACCCGGCCCCGAGUCCAGAGCCACUCACUUCGCCUGAGAAGUUGCGUCAGCGCAGAAAGCCUUUAGCGCUCGAUAUCGAGGGACUCAAGAAUGGGACCAAUACGGCAUCGCCCAGUUUGGUGGUGGUGGACCGCGACAAGACUACGGCACAAAACAAAACUGUUUCAGGCGAAGGAGGUGAGAAAAAGAAAAAAGAUGAAACCAUGAAUAAAGGAGAGUCGAAGGACGCAGCUUUCGAGAACAAAAGCGGGAGUAAUGAUACGGGUACGCAGACGCAACCGUCCUCCAGCACGUCAACAGCAAAUGGAGACUACCCAGGAGACCAAUCUCUCGUGGAAUCUGCACCUUUUUUCUACGAACAGCCAAUUAUGCUCAGCUCCCCGGAGCUUGGCCGAAUCAACCGAACCCGUAGCCAAUCCUCGUCCGCGCAACACCAGAAACAAGCGGCCAGUGGGGGGAGCAUGCAGGUGGGCGGUGCUUCCUCAUCUACGGCCGACUUAGCAUCGAUGGGGCGCCGUCGCACAUUGAGUGACGAUGUGCAGAAUGAUAGUGUGUGCGCUGGACCGGAUUCUCAGCUGUACUCGCAUUUGAAUGCCGGGAACAUGAUCACGUCUGACGGAGCAAGGACGCCAUCUUCGGGUCGAGGGGAAGGACGGUCGCUCCGUGCUAGCGCACAAGCGAGCGCUGAAAGCAUAACGGCAUCGGCGAUGAAGUAUCUGUCACGCAAAAAUAGCGAUGCAGGCGAUCCAAGAGUAGGAAGCAUUUAUGCUGGUGAGGCGCGGUCUCCUACCCCGGAACACUUACCCACGCGACCGAGUCCAACUCGGGCAGGCAAGAAUAAUGCGACGUGGCACGCAGGCGCAUCGAAGCGGGAGAGCCUGGAGUCCCUAUUUCUCCCUCAACCUGCGUCCGGUCCACAUGCUGGAGGUAUCCCACAAAAGUCCGGUAGUAAGAAGCCAUCUACGUCUGGGAAUGCUCGUCUGUUACAAGGCCCUCCGUCGCCUAAGCGCUCUCCAACUCUUUCCGGGGUCACUCAGAACCCGAGCCCGCGGUCCGGUUCGGGGUAUCCCCGUUUCCCUGCGCAUCGUUUUACCUCACUGGAAGCUCUUCCCCUUGCCUCAAAGAACGCCGCGAGUUGUGAGCAGGGCUUAUCCUCUUCGUUAUUGCAGUUUGGCGGCCCCUCUUCCCCACUCUCAGGUACGCACUUCGGUAAUUUACUGGCUGUCGCAGGAGCGACUGGUUCACUCCUCACAUCGUCGCCGUCAGGAGGUAGCAAUACAAUUGGAGGCGCCACGGAUCCGAGGCUAAUGCGACAUAAGCCGGGUUUGGCCGGAGUCGCUUUUGGUCCAGGAGAUGCGCAACCAGUCCCAGUAUCGUCUUCGGGGCCGCGUCCGAUCCGCCGUAUUCUUGGCAAUGGAGGAACGCUGGGAUCAUCGAAUGCCGCCAUUCACACGCACGACGUGCUCAUGUCGGGAGCGGGACUAGACGACACCAAUUACUCAUCAGCACAGGAGCGAUCUGGUGAUCGCAAUUGGUUCUUGUUGCAGCCAAGAAAGCCUUGGCAACCACGACAACUGUGGCGAAAACUGCGCUUUUGCGUCUUCGGGCUGGAUCCUUUCUCCCAGCAGUUGAACAGCUACGCAUGUUAUUUCGCAGGUUUUCUAGUGUCCUGUUCUGUGAUCGAGUGCAUGGGUGAAGUCUUCGUCUUUCAGACAGUAGCGCAACAGACGUGGCUCGGCCGUCGUCUGAUCACGGGGAACUGGCGCCAUGCCGUUUACAUGGUUUUGUUUUAUCCGCUCGAGUCCGCAGUUCUGUUUUCCGCUCUAUACCUUCUAAGGCGGUUUGUGUUAGGCAAAGCGCAGGACCCGGACUCGCACGUCGCGCGCUUGGUACGUGAUCUCUCUCGUGGGCUCAUUUGUUUCGGACUCAUCCUCAUGUCACACCGCGUCUGCUCAGGGUUGUUGUCCUUCUUCAUCACGCUGGAGUGCAAGCACAUUGAAAACGAGAUCAACCUCUUCAUCGAAAAGUGGCGCAGCUUCACGCGGAAGCAGCGGCAGCAAAAGUACCAGCGACUAGCAGACACAGUGCGGGUUUUGGAUCAGAAGCUGUUUCUAAUUCUUCACUUUGUCUUUACCGAGCAUAUCACAUAUAUUCUUCUGGAUAUGGUGGAUGCGCGCUGUGCUCUAACGCGCGGACGACACCUUGGCCUUUUCGUGUUGCGACACGUGAUCGGUGUGUGCUUGGCGUGCGUGGCGCUCUGGCACGCAGGCGUAGUCAACUACGCGAUCUACGAAGGCAUCUGGUCCAAGGUUGAGCGGGAACGCCUGCACCUACGAGAUGAUCAGGUUCUCUAUCGUAGGGAACUGAAGGAUUGGGGAUCGUUCCUGACUCACGGAAGUCGGUGGAGCCGUUCUGUUUGCAUCCGGCUAUUCUUCAUGCGAUACGCGCUGACGAGCAAUGUUGUCAUGGGGCUGAUCGUUUCCCUCGUUCUUUGGCCCGCAAUCGCCAAAAUCAUCCUGGCAAUUGGUUAACCUAGCUGUACAGGAAGUUCUUUUGACAAUUUUGGGCCGUAAAUACUUAAUUGCUGAUGGAACAACAACCCUUAGAAACCUGAAGGCACCCUGAAAUUUAGGCAGCAGCCCUGCCACCCCAACGUAGCUAUCAACUACAUGUCCUUACUUCGCCUUGGAUGGUCUCCCCGCUUUUCGAUUUCAGCUGUUCUUCGUUUUGGUAGACGCGACCAGAAGAUUUCGACACCACAGACUCUCCCAUUUUUCAUUCACAUAGCUACAGUGGUGCUAGCUUCUCGAUCUGUAUUUUCUGGAACCGAUGCAACAGUGAAAUACAGUAAAAUAUAGUGAACCUUCAGACCAUAAGCGGUAUCUUAUCUCGCGAGUCCUAGUAAAU